AUGGGGGAUGUUGAGGAGCAGACCAACAUCCCAGAGUCCCAGAGUCCCAGAGCCCCCCGAGACCACGCUGAGCCCACCCAGGAGCGAUGGAGGCCCAGACUCAGUGGUCUCCUCCACCCAGGCAGCCCCAGCCCUCAGCUCCUGCUGCAGCAGAUUCCCCUCGCCGAGACGGGGCCCUCGUCCGGGGGCCGUCAUCCCAGUCUGGUGGCCUCCUCACCAGGCAGACCGCCCCCCCCUCGCCUCACAGAGCAGCAGCUGGGCUUCCUGGGGCUCCCCAACCUGGCACAGAGCUGCUAUUUAAACUCCACCCUGCAGAGUCUCCUGACCGUGAGGGUCUUCAGUCAGGAGAUGGAGCAGAUGAAGUGGGCUUGGAGCUUAGCCCCCUCUGCACAGCUGCUCAGGGAGUUUGUGGCCAUCGGGACAUCACGUUGCUCCGACAACAAUGGCCACAAGAUGGCAGUGCUGAGUUCGUUUAAGAAGAGGGUUUCGCUGCAGUCCCCAGAGUUCCAGGACGGUGGACAAAAAGACGCCCAUGAGUUCCUGACCGCUGUGCUGGACCAGUUGAGGGGUCUGUCCCUCCUGCUAAAGCCAGCCGCUCUGGGCAUGGUGGGAAGGACCUACUCCUGCCCCGUGGAGGCUCACCUGCUCUUCAACAUGUUGAGAACCAGGACCUGCAAGGGAUGUGAGGGCCAGUCCUCGUCCAUGGAGGUCUUCACCAACCUGUCCCUGGACCUGGAGCCUGGAGGCUCGGUGAGCCAGGCCCUGGACAGAUACCUCACGGAGAGCUCUCUGAAGUACGCCUGCCAGUGCGGAGGAAAUACAUCUGGCACCCAGACCUGCUUCCUGACCCUACCUAACGUUCUGGUCCUCCACCUGAAAUGCUUCCGCUUCACCCUCACUGGGAGGAUAGAGAAGGUGGAGGAUGAAGUCCUCCUGUCCAGAAACCUGGGACUCAGCAUUGGGACAGGAGAAGUACACACUGGUGAGUGUACUGAGCCACAUCGGUGCCCGGGCUACAUCAGGACAUUACAUCAGUGAGGGGGCCUAUCCAGAAGAGGGCAACAACCUGGCUGACCAAUGGCUGCGCUACAAUGACCUGAAGGUGUCACGGACCACCGGCAGGGCCGUCUGUCGCCGGCGGCAACGCACAGCCUACCUGCUGUUCUACCAGCGACAGGUGUAGAACAGUCUGGGGUCUGGGUGGGGGAAGGGCCCUCUGGUCUAGGGUGGGUGUCAGGGAUGUUGAG
Messenger RNA from Gadus chalcogrammus (walleye pollock), 1247 nucleotides. RefSeq names its product ubiquitin carboxyl-terminal hydrolase 37-like. The coding region runs from base 1 to 1038 and encodes 345 amino acids. The record is from RefSeq and is a predicted model, not a curated record. Gene Ontology annotation, biological process: protein deubiquitination. Lineage: Eukaryota; Metazoa; Chordata; Actinopteri; Gadiformes; Gadidae. Gene Ontology annotation, cellular component: cytosol; nucleus. The transcript has 12 exons. Gene Ontology annotation, molecular function: cysteine-type endopeptidase activity; cysteine-type deubiquitinase activity.